CCUACUGUACAGUGUAAGGCACUGUAAAGGGCUGGCCCACAUUCCAUUAAAACAAGUUCCACUGGUUUGGUUUUCGGUGCCAGAGUCACAACAGCUUGUUAGUGAAGAGAUCAACGUAACCCACAGAAAAGUCAUUAAAUCCAAAAUGAGUCUUUCUGGGGUGCAGGACAAAGAGAAAGAUCAAAGUCUGAUGGAGGUUGAGAGAUCAGACUCACCUGAACCGAGUCAUGUGUCUAUGAGCCGGUCAAUGAACCCUCCAUAUAACCUGAGAGAUAAAGACGAUUCUACUGAUCUAGGUGUGUUUCCUGGUCUGAUGGAGGUUGAGAGAUCAGACUCACCUGAACCGAGCCAUGUGUCUAUGAGCCGGUCAAUGAACCCUCCAUAUAACCUGAGAGAUAGAGACGAUUCUACUGAUCUGAGAACGCAAAAGGAGGAAUCAAGAGUAAUCAGCAUAAAUCAACUGAAAUCGUUACUCAAGGAUCUGGAGCACCAAGCCAUCACUCUGCUGAAGAAUGAGCUGGACAAGUUCGGCACACUACUGAGUCCAGAUUACCCAGCAUGCCCUGAGAGGGAAGUGGAGGAUGAGGAGGACCAGAGCCCUGUCAGAGAGGGUGCACUGAAGAUCACACUGCAUGUCCUAAAUAAGAUGAACCAUUCAGACCUCGCCAACACAUUGCAGACCAGGCUGGAAUCUGAGAUUCCUAGAAACUUUAAAUCCAGACUGAGAGAGAAAUGUAAAAGAAUUAAUGAAGGAAUCUCACAGCCUGGAAGCUCAGCACUUCUGAAUGAGAUCUACACAGAGCUCUACAUCACAGUUGGCUGGAGUGGAGACGUCAAUAAUGAACAUGAGGUGAGACAGAUUGAGACAGCGUCCAGGAGACCAGCAACACAGGAGACACCCAUCAAAUGUAAUGAUCUCUUUAAAGACGAGUCCAUCAGAAGAGUGCUGACUAAAGGAGUUGCUGGAAUUGGAAAAACAGUCUCUGUGCAGAAGUUCAUUCUGGACUGGGCUGAAGGAAAAGCAAAUCAGGACGUCACCUUCAUGUUUCCACUUCCCUUUAGAGAGCUGAAUCUGAUGAAAGAGAAAAAAACCAGUCUUAUAAAGCUUCUUCGUUACUUCUUCCAAGAAACAAAAGAAUUGCCAUUAAUAAAUUGUAAUGCCUGCAAAGUCCUGUUCAUCUUUGAUGGUCUGGAUGAGUGUCGCCUUCCUCUAAAUUUCCAGAAGAAUGAGAGAUUGUGUGAUGUGACAGAGUCAGCCUCAGUGGAUGUGCUGCUGACGAACCUCAUCAAGGGGAAUCUGCUUCCCUCUGCUCUCCUCUGGAUCACCUCUCGACCAGGAGCAGCCAAUCAGAUCCCUCCUGAGUGUGUAGACCAGGUAACAGAGAUACGAGGGUUCAGUGAUCCUCAGAAAGAGGAGUACUUCAGGAAGAGGAUCAGUGAUCAGAGCCUGGCCAAUAAAAUCAUCAGACACGUGAAGAUUUCAAGAAGCCUCUACAUCAUGUGCCACAUCCCAGUCUUCUGCUGGAUCUCAGCCACUGUUCUAGAGAGAAUGUUGGGUGAAGCAGAGAGUGGAGAGAUCCCCAAGACUCUGACUCAAAUGUUCACACACUUCCUGAUCUUUCAGAUCAAACACAAGGACCAAAAGUAUCAUGGAAAAUAUGGCCCUGAUCCUCAGCAGACCAGAGAGAGUAUCCUGGCACUGGGAAAACUGGCUUUCCACCAGCUGGAGAAAGGAAACCUGAUCUUCUAUGAGGAAGACCUGAGAGAGUGUGGCAUUGAUGCCAGAGAAGUGUCAGUGUACUCAGGAGUGUGUACCCAAAUCUUCAGAGAGGAGUUUGGGCUUCACCUGGGGAAGGUGUUCAGCUUUGUACAUCAGAGUGUUCAGGAGUUUCUGGCUGCUUUAUACACAUUUCUGACCUUCAUCCUAAAAAACAAAAAUGUGAUAGGGGAGGAAAGAACUGGGAUUUUUUAUCGCUUUAAAAAACCAAACAUGAUUGACCCUCUGAAGACUGCAGUGGACAAGGCCGUACAGAGUGAGAACGGACAUCUGGACCUGUUCCUCCGCUUCCUUCUGGGUCUCUCAGUCGAGUCUAAUCAGACUCUCUUACGACGCUUAAUACCACAGACAGGGAACAGCUCUAAUAUCAAAGAGGAUAUAGUCAACUAUCUCAAGAGGAAGAUCAGGGAGAAUCCUUCUCCAGAGAAAUCCAUCAAUCUGUUCCACUGUCUGAAUGAAAUGAAUGAUGAUUCUCUGGUGAAAGAAAUACAAACUUACCUGAACAGAGGAGGUAAAAGUGCACUCAGUGGAGCCUGUCUUUCUCCUGCUCAGUGGUCAGCUCUGGUGUUUGUAUUACUGAACUCACAAGAGGGACUAGAGGAGUUUGACUUGACAAAAUAUCACCCAUCGGAGGAGUGUCUUCUGAGGUUGCUGCCGGUGGUUAAAGAAUCAGUCAAAGCUGUACUGUGUUGGUGUGAUCUGACAGAGGAAAGCUGUAGAGUUCUGUCCUCAGUACUCAGUUCAAACUCCUCCAGACUGAGAGAACUGGACCUGAGUUACAAUAACCUGCAGGAUUCAGGAGUGGAGCUGCUCUCUGCUGGACUUCAGAAUCCACACUGUACACUGGAGACACUGUGGCUGUGUAAAUGUAAUCUCACUGAGGAAAGUUGUAGAGUUCUGUCCUCAGUUCUCAGUUCUGACUCCUCCAGUCUGAAAGAACUGAACCUAAGUGGCAAUGAACUGCGUGAUUCAGGAAUGAAGCUGCUCUCGGUGGGACUGAAGAAUCCACAAUGUAAACUGGAGAGACUCUGGCUGCGUUCAUGUAAUCUAGAAAAGGAAAGCUGUGCAAUUCUGUCCAAAGUUCUCAGUUCUAAAUCCUCCAGUCUGAGGGAACUGCAUCUGAGGGGCAAUAACCUGCAGGAUUCAGGAGUGAAGCUGCUCUCUGAGGGACUGCAGAAUCCACACUGUACACUGAAGACACUGGGGUUGGUAGGGUGCAAUAUCACAGAUGAAGGAAUUGUAGCUCUGGUUUCAGCUCUGAGGUCAAACACCUCAUCACAGCUGAAAGAGCUGGAUCUGUAUGGCAAUAAACAAGGAGACCCAGGAGUGAACCUGCUGAACGAUCUACUGCGGGACCGAAACUGUAAACUGGACAGUUCAGAUGCCACCAGAGACACCACCAUAGGAACACCACUGAGCAGCUCUUCUUUGGCAUCCAGACAUAGCCUGUAAAGGUUGGUGACCUGGACAGGAAUCAAACGCUGGUUGUGAUGGUAAAGACCCAACAACUUAACCACUGCUCAACAGGCUAGGCUGGACUCGACUGCAGAGAAACUUCCAGAGACAGAGAUGGAGGAAUUAAAUAAUAAAAUCUUUACUUCUGAAAGAUUCACCAAAAGGGCAAACAGGGAUACAAAACAACAA
This is a messenger RNA of Ictalurus punctatus (channel catfish), 3421 nucleotides long. Its product is annotated as NACHT, LRR and PYD domains-containing protein 3. Lineage: Eukaryota; Metazoa; Chordata; Actinopteri; Siluriformes; Ictaluridae. The transcript is spliced from 13 exons. The coding region runs from base 146 to 3229 and encodes 1027 amino acids. The record is from RefSeq and is a predicted model, not a curated record. Gene Ontology annotation, molecular function: protein binding.